UUCCGCUUUCCGUCUUCCGCUGCAGUAGGAGCCAUUUCGCGACGGGCUGCGCGCGAGUGGCUGUGUGUCUGUGGGGCCUCUCUGAAGGAACCGAGCCACGCGCGGCUUUCGGAAGAGCAGCACUUGGGGAGACGGGGAGGAAGACGGUUUAACAAGACACAUCAUGGGUGACGUCAAAAAUUUCUUAUAUGCCUGGUGUGGGAAAAGAAAAAUGACCCCAACCUAUGAAAUAAGAGCAGUGGGGAACAAGAACAGACAGAAAUUCAUGUGUGAGGUUCGAGUGGAAGGUUUUAAUUAUACUGGAAUGGGCAAUUCCACCAAUAAGAAAGAUGCUCAGAGCAAUGCUGCCAGAGAUUUUGUUAACUAUUUGGUUCGAGUGAAUGAAGUAAAGAGUGAAGAAGUUCCAGCUAUUGGAAUAGCACCCCCUGUUACUGAUACAACUGACUCAGCAGAGGGUGGUGGUGGAAAUUUACCAACUACUUUGGGAGGACCUCUUCCUCCUCAUCUGGCUCUCCAAGCAGAUGGUACCCCAGGUUCUGGACUUGGAGGCUCUGGUUAUGGUCCUGGUACUGGUCCAGGUGGUACAUGGGAUCGUGGAGCCAACUUAAAGGAUUACUACUCCAGAAAGGAGGAGCAAGAAGCACAAGCGACUCUGGAAUCAGAAGAAGUAGAUUUAAAUGCUGGUCUUCAUGGAAACUGGACCUUGGAAAAUGCUAAGGCUCGGCUGAAUCAAUUUUUCCAAAAAGAGAAGGUCCAGGGAGAAUAUAAAUACACCCAAGUGGGUCCUGAUCACAACAGGAGCUUUAUUGCAGAAAUGACCAUUUAUGUCAAGCAACUGGGCAGAAGGAUUUUUGCACGUGAACAUGGUUCUAAUAAAAAGUUGGCAGCCCAGUCUUGUGCACUGUCCCUCGUUAGGCAGCUCUACCAUCUUGGGGUAGUUGAAGCUUAUUCUGGACUAACAAAGAAGAAGGAAGGAGAGACGGUAGAACCUUACACAGUUAACCUAUCUCAGGACUUAGAACAUCAGCUGCAAAAUGUUGUUCAGGAGUUAUGCCUAGAAAUCCAGCCUCCACCUGAAGAUCCUAAUUUUCCAGUUGUACUCAAUAUUGGCAAACUAGCCACUUUUGAACCAUCACAGCGACAGAAUCAAGUUGGGGUUGUUCCCUGGUCACCUCCUCAGUCUAACUGGAAUCCGUGGACCAGUAGCAACAUUGAUGAAGGCCCUUUGGCUUAUGCCACUCCUGAACAAAUAAGCAUGGACCUGAAGAAUGAACUCAUGUACCAGCUGGAACAGGAUCAUGAUUUACAGGCAAUCCUUCAGGAGAGGGAGAUGCUGCCUGUUAAGAAGUUUGAAAAUGAAAUCUUGAGGGCAAUCCAUCAAAAUUCAGUUGUCAUUAUUCGUGGCGCCACUGGAUGUGGUAAAACUACACAGGUUCCACAGUAUAUUUUGGAUGAAUGUAUUCAAAACAACCGAGCAGCUGAAUGUAAUAUAGUAGUGACUCAGCCCAGGAGAAUCAGUGCAGUUUCUGUGGCAGAACGUGUUUCUUAUGAGAGAGGAGAAGAACCUGGGAAAAGCUGUGGCUACAGUGUACGAUUUGAGUCCGUGCUUCCCCGGCCUCAUGCCAGUAUUAUGUUCUGUACUGUAGGUGUACUACUGAGGAAAUUAGAAGCAGGCAUCCGUGGAAUCAGUCAUGUAAUUGUAGAUGAAAUCCAUGAAAGAGACAUUAAUACUGACUUUCUUUUGGUGGUGUUAAGGGAUGUAGUCCAGGCUUAUCCUGAAGUGCGCAUUGUCCUCAUGUCUGCUACCAUUGAUACCAGCAUGUUCUGUGAAUAUUUCUUCAAUUGUCCUAUUAUCGAAGUCUUUGGAAGAACUUACCCAGUUCAAGAGUAUUUUCUGGAAGACUGCAUUCAGAUGACCCAGUUCAUUCCUCCACCAAAGGACAAGAAGAAAAAAGACAAAGAUGAUGAUGGUGGAGAUGAUGAUGAUGCAAACUGUAACCUAAUCUGCAGUGAUGAAUAUGGUCCAGAGACAAAGCGAUGCAUGGCACAGAUGAAUGAGAAAGAAACUCCAUUUGAACUCAUCGAGGCACUUCUAAAGUACAUUGAGACCCUUAAUGUUCCUGGAGCAGUUCUGGUUUUCCUUCCUGGCUGGAACUUGAUAUAUACUAUGCAAAAGCACUUAGAAAUGAAUCCCCAUUUUGGAAGCCACCGGUAUCGGAUUCUUCCCCUGCAUUCUCAAAUUCCUAGAGAGGAACAGCGAAAAGUGUUUGAUCCAGUACCAAAUGGAGUAACCAAGGUUAUUUUGUCCACAAAUAUUGCUGAAACCAGCAUUACCAUUAAUGAUGUCGUUUAUGUUGUUGAUUCCUGCAAGCAGAAGGUGAAACUGUUCACUGCUCACAACAACAUGACCAACUAUGCUACCGUAUGGGCAUCCAGAACAAAUCUUGAACAGCGGAAAGGACGAGCUGGUCGUGUACGACCUGGUUUCUGUUUUCAUCUCUGCAGCAGAGCUCGUUAUGAUAGACUCGAAACUCAUAUGACCCCUGAAAUGUUCCGAACACCACUGCAUGAAAUUGCUUUGAGUAUCAAACUUCUUCGUCUAGGAGGAAUUGGUCAAUUCCUGGCCAAAGCCAUUGAACCACCACCUUUGGAUGCUGUGAUUGAAGCAGAGCACACCCUCAGAGAGCUUGAUGCACUAGAUGCUAAUGAUGAGUUGACACCUCUUGGGCGAAUCCUGGCUAAACUCCCAAUUGAGCCCCGGCUUGGCAAAAUGAUGAUAAUGGGUUGUAUUUUCUAUGUGGGGGAUGCCGUAUGUACUAUCUCUGCUGCCACUUGCUUCCCAGAGCCUUUUAUCAGUGAAGGCAAGCGCUUGGGUUAUGUACACCGUAAUUUUGCUGGAAACAGGUUUUCGGAUCAUGUGGCCCUUUUGUCAGUGUUUCAAGCCUGGGAUGAUGCCAGAAUGGGUGGAGAAGAGGCAGAGAUCCGCUUUUGUGAACAUAAAAGACUGAAUAUGGCCACACUCAGAAUGACUUGGGAAGCAAAAGUUCAGCUUAAAGAAAUUCUGGUUAAUUCUGGAUUCCCAGAAGAAUGUCUGAUGACACAAGUAUUUAAUAAUACGGGACCAGAUAACAAUUUGGAUGUUGUUAUCUCUCUUCUGGCCUUUGGUGUGUACCCUAAUGUUUGCUACCAUAAGGAGAAAAGGAAAAUUCUCACCACUGAGGGGCGAAAUGCACUUAUUCACAAGUCAUCUGUUAACUGCCCCUUUAGCAGCCAGGACAUGAAAUACCCAUCUCCUUUCUUUGUAUUUGGAGAAAAAAUCCGCACUCGAGCCAUCUCUGCCAAAGGCAUGACCUUAGUGACCCCCCUACAGCUUCUUCUCUUCGCUUCUAAGAAAGUCCAGUCAGAUGGGGAAAUUGUGUUGGUCGAUGACUGGAUCAGACUGCAGAUGUCCCAUGAGGCUGCUGCUUGCAUAACCGCCCUCCGAGCAGCCAUGGAGGCUCUAGUUGUUGAAGUAACCAAAGAGCCUGAAAUAAUCAGCAAUUUGGAUCCUUCAAAUGAGCGCAUGCUAAACAUGAUUCGGCAAAUCUCCAGACCUUCAGCUGCUGGUAUUAGUCUCAUGAUUGGCAACGCACGGUAUGGAGAUGGUCCUCGCCCACCCAAGAUGGCUAGAUACGACAAUGGAGGCGGAUUCAGAGGUCGAGGUGGUCAGCGAGGUUCUGGCUAUCAAGGUGGAGGAUAUGGUGGGAGAGGAUAUGGUGGGGGAUCUAAUUCUUACCAAGGAGGGUAUGGAAGUGGAGGAGGAUACAGAGGCUCAGGUGGCGGUUAUAGAGGAUCUGGAGGAGGAUACAGUGGUGGAAUGGGUGGAGGAGGAUAUAGAGGAUCUGGAGGAUUCCCUCGAGGAGGAAACAGAGGUGGCUAUGGUAUGGGUUUUGGAGGUGGCUUUUGAGGAAAUAAUCACCUGCUUUCAAAGCUCUCUUCAUCUCCCAAGUAGUCAAUACUAAAAUAUGCAUGUUACAUUUUUUUUCAAGAGAUUUGUUUGCUGCCAUUAAGGCUAAAAUCUAUUUUCCACUCACUGUGUUGUUCAAUGUAGUUUAAAGAAAACUAAGUAUGUAGGUAUAUUGGUGAUUUUGUUUAUUAUGUAAAAUAUUGAUGAUCUCCUAUUACAGAGUACCACAGUUUGUAUUAUUUUGUUCUUAAUAAAGUAAGUUUUGUUUUUUGAAAUUAAUGUGAUAUUUUCUUGGCUUUAGUUUAAUACUAUGGAAAAUAAAAUAUUACACUGAACCUAAGUCAUGUGUUUAAUCAUUGCUUUUUACACAUUGAAUUAUGUUUACAAGUUUUUGGGGAAUAGUAGUUAUAUUCUACUAGUCAAAGUAUUAGAAUUAAUCUAACGCAGACUUUAAGACAAGCUGUUCCAAAGCAUCUCUUGAACAUUAGAGGUAAGCACUGUUGUGAUUUUUAGAUUUAUGUUUUUGGAAGAGAGUUAAUAGGGAGUUUAGUAUAAAUGUCCUUGAAAUAAAGAUCUAAUAUUACUAGCCAGUGCAUAAUUCACAUUGUUUUUUAUAUCUGCAAGAGACUAACUUGACCAUAGUCUAGAGCAGAAUUUCUUAACCUUAAUCCUUUACAUAGUCUAGUGAAGGCUAUUGAUCCCUUAUCAGAAUAAUGUUUUUAAAUGACUAUACUAUUAUCAAUGUAUCCUUUAAAUUCUUAAAAAAAUUCUCAGUCCCCCAGGUUAGGUCAAGUCAACAACCAUUUGUUAAGGCUCUGUGCUAAGCAUUGGGGAUAGCAAGACAGAGGUCCCUACUCUCAAGGAGCCAAUGGGGGAAAACAACAUGCAAACAACCAUGUACAGACGGCGUCAACAAGAUAAACUGGAGGUGAUCAGCAAGGGGGCAUCAGGAAAAAGCUUCAUGUAGAGGUUUGAAGGAAGCCAGAGGAAGGGUGGAAUCUACUGGUAAAUCCUAUCUCCAAUGAGCCUCUGCUUAUACUGGUAAACCUACAGCUGGUAAAUCAAGACUGUCUUCCUUUGUUAACCCUCAGAUUAUAUUAAUUCACAAAGAUUGUGAGGUAAGGUUUUUUAAAUUAUUUCUCCAGAUUAAAAAAACUUGCUUGCUUUGGUAAAUAUUAAUAGACAGGAUAUAAAGCAAACAACAUUUAAAUAUUAUUACCCCAAUCAAAAAUUCUGCUUUUCAAAUUGAUUUGUGCUUCAUCACAUUUCGUAUAUCGUAUUUCUGUGGUUCUUCUGUGAUCUUUUCUGCUUUUCAACUCAAUGCUAUUACAGCUAAAACAUGAGGUUUACAGAACCUGAAUGUUCCUUAUAAUCUACAAAAAUUCCUAAAUUAAAACCUUUUUUUUUUCCAAAGCAUCCCAAAGAUUAGCAUACUUUAUAAAGUAUGAGGGGUAAAUUAUUUGUUAUUUGCAAUUUAUUAAGCAUUCAUCGAGGUAGCGGGAAUGUUACUAUUGGAGUUUCAAAAUAUAUGGUAUCUGCUACUGAAUAAAUUUGGUUAUUUUUUAAAAAACAUCACACCACUUUUUUAUAUUCUCAUUAAUAUUCUUCUACUCAUAGGAAUUACUUUACUACUUUCUUAAGAUUGUGGAUUCAAAAUAAAAGUAUUUGAGACUUUAACCAGAUUUUAGAAUGUCUAUUUUGUCAUUUAUGAGGUGGAGGUUGUAUUGGUAUAUUUUUACUCAGACUUUUAUUCUAAAAAAAAUCUUUAGCGGAAAAUAGCAGAAUAGACAGGAAAUUACCUGACUCUUGACAAAAAUUUCCCACAAAUUAGAUAAAAUAGGCCUUUAUGUGAAUUCUUGUGUGAGAGGCAGAAAUAAUUAGGUUAGGGUAGAGCAGUUUUAUAAGAUGAGGUUUGGCCCAAAGUGCAAAAACCUACUGGUAGACACUACCAAAUGUAACAACAAAGGCUGGGGGCAGCUGCCUCAGCUUCAGAAACUUUCACCUACAUUGGGAGGAAGGAGGGAAAAAGAAGUUGGUGAACAGAGGAGGGCAAUACUGAAGGACUCUCCAUUGUCACUAAAUGUGAGGUCCAGUUGUGAUGAAGUCCUGGGCUGCAGCUGUGAGUAGGCCAAGUAUUCUAGCAGAGAGAUGGGAACCUUUCUGGCUGGGGACACUUGGAGGAGAAUGGAAUCCCUGGCUUGAAGCCCAGAAAGAAAAAACAAGGGAGAGCAAGAGCAUUUGUGGUGACAGCCAUGUCUUAGGCAGAGAAAAGUGCAUAAUGUCAACCCUAGACAAGACUAAAGAAAACAAUAGGAAAAGUCUGAGGCAUUAUCCCCCAUACCACAAGUCUAGAAUCUGACUAUAUAAGAAGUCACUAAAAAAAAAUAAGCAAAAAAGAAAAGUAAGAACUCCAUAUUUACUGUGGAAUAGAAGGGAUCUGGGUUUUUAUUCAGAAUUAGAUUAGUGAUGUUAAAAAAAAAAGCCACUCCAAUUUAAAAGAAAAAU
Messenger RNA from Sarcophilus harrisii (Tasmanian devil), 6451 nucleotides. RefSeq names its product DExH-box helicase 9 (gene DHX9). NCBI's taxonomy places the organism in Eukaryota, Metazoa, Chordata, Mammalia, Dasyuromorphia, Dasyuridae. Gene Ontology annotation, molecular function: 3'-5' DNA/RNA helicase activity; ATP binding; double-stranded RNA binding. The record is from RefSeq and is a predicted model, not a curated record. Gene Ontology annotation, biological process: positive regulation of transcription by RNA polymerase II; regulation of mRNA processing. The transcript has 29 exons. Bases 164 to 3946 code for a protein of 1260 amino acids. Gene Ontology annotation, cellular component: nucleolus; ribonucleoprotein complex; intracellular anatomical structure.